ACAGGUGUCAAAGUUAACACAUUUGACUUAUUUGUAAGGAUUAAUUAUUACAAGAUACGGAAUUACUCCACGUCGAUCUUAACUCAAGAAGAACCACCUGUUACAAAACAUUUAACAAACCAGUCAGCCAGAGACUGGAGUACUUCCGGGGGAAGGACACAACAGUUACAUUGCGUGACCUUAUCAUUUAAUACUUUGCAUGCUUGAGUAACUUCGUCGAUGUAUGGACCCGAUGAUCAGCGACUUGUUGAUACACUUUCAGAUCUUAAUAUUACCCUGAACAAGAUGGAUCAAGCUUCUAAUAACAUUGCGGUGACAGAGAGUGCAGUAAACCUGACAGAAAAUGAAGACGAAAGGUGACUUCAGCUUAGCAAUUUGCACUUUGGUCUGAAAUUUAUCAGUGGUGCUGAUAAUGGAAUUCAAACGGAAUUAAACGUCGCGUCUGAUUUCUACAAUCCAGCUUUUAUGAUGCUGUCGCAUGAUCAUCGCAAUACAUAAGAUCUGUUAUUUCAAUUGAAUGAAAUUUUUUGAAGAGUGUGUUGUUUUCAUCUGUAGGCCUUGUAACGAUCACAGAGAACAACUUUGUGAAAUUCUUCACAGCAGAAGGGCUCAAUAUGUCAUCAUAACAUUGGUUGUCGUGGAUAUGAUCAUUGUUAUUGCGGAAUUACUCAUUGACUUGAAAGCAGUUGAAGGUAGGCACUUAUCAAUCGACGAUGGUGUUUUCAUCUGUUUUGAUUUUUAUUUAAUGCCUUGGUAGAAAAAAAAUAGCUUUUUAAAACAUCGAUUGAAUUGUUACCACAGUGCUUUGUUUGGGUGAGAAGACUUCCGCUUACUUGUGACAGUUGUUUAGCGAUCGAGUAGUGUAAAAUUACAGGAAAAAGUGAAGUGCUUUCUUUUAACAGUUAACCCUUUCACUCCUAGGAGUGACCAAACACAUAUUUCUUUUCACAAGAUCAAUUCAUUUUCAAGAUCAAGAUCAAGCAUUUUCACCGAUCUGUGUCAAUCACAAUUUUGCUUGCUAACCAUAGAAUACACCUUGUGCCUUUGCUGUUAGUGUUAAUGUGUUUAUGUAAGUGCAGUCAAACCUGUAUUAAGCUGCACAGUAUUAACCCUUUAACUCCCAUGAGUGACUGAGACAGAAUUUCUCCUUACUAUAUCUAUACAAUAUCAUGCAGACAAGUGAUGAGAAUAAAGAAAAUUAUCAAUCAUAGGAGUACUAAAUGAUCUAAUAACAAAUUCUCCAAACUAACAUAAUAAGAAUCAUUUGGUAGACAGUAAGGAGAAAUUACUUGUGAGAUCAUGGGAGUAAAAGUGUUGAGCAGUCACCCUGUAUCAAGUGGUCAGUCGUCCCCCAAUUAGGAGGUCACAACAGUCUAUUUGUUUUGUCUUCCACUUGAAUAGAAUAUUCAUUUAAAAUGGAACCACUGAUAAAAUAAAAUUAGGAACAAUUUCCAUUAUAUAGUUUAUUCCAUUUUAUGUCAUGGAAUCAGUGUUAGUACUUUGAGUUCAAAUACCCUCAACAUAUGCAGAUUGUUUUUCUUCUUUGAACUAUUAGGACAAAUAUUACACAUAAACAUCAUGCAAGUCAACCUGUAUUACACAGUCACCUUACCAUUCCUCAUGGGUGACCGCUUAUUACAGAUUCAACUGUUUUGUUAAAUAAAUGAAUAUUUAUGUUGUUGACCCAUACACGGAAUAUUACUUUUUGUUACAGUUCACCAUGAGAGUCAUGCACCACAUAUCCUGCAUUACACCAGUAUUGCCAUCCUUUCAAUCUUCAUGAUUGAGGUAUUAUUAAGAUUAUUAAACUACUCAUAACCUCAGUGUUCUUUAAUGCUCUGCAUAUGUUUUCUUUAACAUCACCCUUUAGCUGAUGAAUUGGUCUGUUCUUAAUGCUUGUUUGCAGGAUAAGGAUUUCACAUCAGGAGGAGAAGUCAGAUAUAAAUCACUUCUGAGAGUUAGAGGAUUAAAAUAAUUAAUUUUGAUACACAAAAAUUUAUGACGUAAAAAUGAUUGAUUGUAAGUUCUUUCUUCUUUUUCUCUGUUUAGUUGUUUGUAAAGAUCUAUGCUAUGGGACUCACAUUUUUCAAACACAAAAUGGAGGUUUGUGCAUUUACAUUCAUUGGAAACCUGUAUGUAUCAAACAGGCAAUUGAAAAAUUGUUGCUUGUGCCUGCUUGAUGCAUGGUUUCCACUUGAUAGAGGCUUAAAUGGCUUAAUAAAUUUUGCCAAUCAAGAAAGGGGUCAUAAUUAACUGGUGGAUGGUGCUUUAUUACUUGCAUAAAUUUUAUAUACCCUUCCCUUCCCCCGUUGAUCCUGCAUUAGAUUAGUGAUCGGCCCCCAUUUUUGCACCAGCCUUGCUGCUCCCUCAAAAGGAAAAUUUUGUCCAGUCCAUAAUAAUCAUUUGUCAUACCCCAAUUAGAACAGAGUCAGUUUUAAGGCUCAUUGAUAAUUAACCCUUUUCCUCCCAAGAUUGGGUUGUUAAUUCUCCCCUUUUCCCUCCUGGUCACACAUACACUUAAUGAUGGUUUUUGUGGCUGCUCAGAAGGGGUAUGCAUGAAUACAAGUUCAGGUUGCAGGAAAUAUGGGGGAGAAAACUGGGAUUUAGACCAGCACUUGCUUCAUACCAGAAGUCAGUGAAAUAUGGAGUCAUUGAGAUAUAGGUUCCUCUGAAAUAGGUCUUGAUCUAAAGUAUACAAAUAGUUGAAAGUGAUGAGAAUUUAUUGAAAAUUAUAGCAAAUUUAUCAUGAUUAUUUUCUAGAUAUUUGAUGGAAUUGUAGUUACAGUAUCGUUUGCCUUGGAUAUUGCUUUCAGGUUUGUGGAUUAAGUCUAGGGCUGGUUAUUGUUUUGUUUUAAGUUUCUAGACCAAUACCAUUGUGUCGGCUGUAUUAUCAUGUGUUGUGCUGGAUUCAUGUUACGCUAAAUAACUUUGUUUUGCUUUGACACGGAUUGGAUGGAUUGAGAUAAGUUGAUGUCUGCUUAAAUCUUAUUGUUACAGUGGAAAGGAGGGAGCUGUUGAUGGAAUAGGUCUUAUUGUUCUCCUUCGGCUUUGGAGAGUCACAAGAAUUGUCAAUGGUAAUGUUUUACUUUGUAUAAAAUUAAUAAAUUGGUACAAAAGCAUCCUACAAGAAUCUGAGGGCACCCAUUGUGUUGUUCUACAUACAUGUAUAAUUAUCAAAAAUUAUCCAUUUUAUAUUAACCCAUAACAUAAGUAUGCAUAUUCUCCAUACUGUUCUCUUUAAAUUUCCUAAGGUGCUGAUACAUUAAGGUCUUGAGAAGAAAAGAAAUGAUCACAACAAAGAAAGUCUUGAUUGUUGAACAAAAUUUUCCUAGUCAGUAUAAAUGUUUCUUUUCAAGCUAGAGUUGAAUCUUAGUUCUUGGGUUGAUACACUGGCAUACUAUAGACACUAAACCUAUAAAGGGUCUUUCUUUCUUUAUUCUUUUUCCUUUUCCUUGGUGCAAUCCUAUAUUAAAAUUGUCAACUGAAAUUAUUACAUGAAGAAAUAACCAAUGAAAGUAUUGAGCAAUCAUAGCCUCAAAAAUAAUCUCAACUUUGGAAACAAGCUUGUUGCAAUUAAAGAAACCAAAAAGAAGGUAAAGACUACUGAUAAGUUUCAUUUUUAAUCACACCUAGGUAACUUAAUUGAAAAGUAAGUUGCUGCUUAUAGCAAUGUUGGCGGGUCUUGAUUACUUAAUUGAAAAUUAAAGUCUGAACUUGUCUUCCACUCCAGAAAUGAUCUUGAUGAUCUUAUCCUGAAUUGAAACGCUAAUUAUAAUUUAUUAUCUAAAAAGUACUUAUCACAGUGGCGUCAAUCUAAUCAGAAAAUAUUUUGCAGCUUUUGUUGGCAGCAGUAACAUUUAGAUUUCAUGGAAACAGUUACAGUCAGCGCUUUAGGAAAUAAAUGGAGAAUGUGCAUACUGAUGUUAGGGUGUAAAGUGUUUAAACAAAUCCACAUGUUCAAAGCAGGGCUCUUAAAGUUUUGUUUGUCAGUCAGUCCCAAGAAUGUUAUACAGUCAUGUAACAUUGAGUGGGGAAAUUUCAACAGGUAUAGUUUUGUCUGUGCAAAUACAAGCAGACAGGAAGAUUGAAGUCUUGGAGAAGGAAAACAGUGAGCUAAAAGAAGAACUUGAACAGCUGAAAUCCAAGUGUGAACAGUUAGAGGUAUUGGUAAAAAUAAUUUUAAAUGAAAACAUUAUCUGA
Pocillopora meandrina is the source of this 4200-nucleotide messenger RNA. The record is from the annotation of a GenBank genome assembly. NCBI's taxonomy places the organism in Eukaryota, Metazoa, Cnidaria, Anthozoa, Scleractinia, Pocilloporidae.